Messenger RNA from Rhinopithecus roxellana (golden snub-nosed monkey), 2856 nucleotides. It is a transcript of the gene SHCBP1, whose product is annotated as SHC binding and spindle associated 1. The transcript is spliced from 13 exons. Bases 37 to 2055 code for a protein of 672 amino acids. The record is from RefSeq and is a predicted model, not a curated record. Gene Ontology annotation, biological process: fibroblast growth factor receptor signaling pathway. NCBI's taxonomy places the organism in Eukaryota, Metazoa, Chordata, Mammalia, Primates, Cercopithecidae.
CGUCAUUGCCUGGGCGACCGUCCGCGGAAAUUUGAAAUGGCUGACGGAUCGCUGACUUGCGGCGGUCUGGAGGCGGCGGCCAUGUCGCCGGAGCGCACGGGCUGGGCGGCCGAGCAGGAGCCAGCGUCUCUGGAGAAAGGUUUGUUCCAAGAUGAAGAUUCAUGCAGUGAUUGUAGCUACCGUGAUAAACCAGGUUCUAGUUUACAAAGUUUUAUGCCUGAAGGAAAAACCUUUUUCCCAGAAAUUUUCCAAACAAAUCAACUUUUGUUCUAUGAGCGAUUCAGAGCCUAUCAAGAUUACAUUUUAGCUGACUGCAAGGCCUCUGAGGUACAGGAAUUCACAGCUGAGUUCUUGGAGAAGGUCCUUGAGCCAUCUGGAUGGCGGGCAGUGUGGCACACUAACGUGUUCAAGGUACUGGUUGAGGCCACAGAUGUGGACUUUGCAGCCUUGAAGGCAGUGGUGAGGCUUGCUGAACCAUACCUCUGUGACUCUCAAGUGAGCACUUUUACCAUGGAGUGCAUGAAGGAGCUCCUCGAUCUGAAGGAACAUCGGUUGCCCCUGGAGGAGCUCUGGGUGGUGUUUGAUGAUUCGGGAGUGUUUGACCAGACAGCCCUUGCAAUUGAGCAUGUCAGAUUUUUCUACCAAAACAUUUGGAGGAGUUGGGAUGAAGAAGAGGAGGAUGAAUACGAUUAUUUUGUCAGAUGUGUUGAACCUCGAUUAAGAUUGCAUUAUGACAUUCUUGAAGACCGAGUUCCAUCAGGACUUAUUGUUGACUACCGCAAUCUGUUAUCUCAAUGUGAGGAGAGUUACAGGAAAUUUUUAAAUCUGAGAAGCAGUUUGUCAAAUUGUAACUCUGAUUCCGAGCAGGAAAAUAUCUCCAUGGUGGAAGGGUUAAAAUUGUAUUCGGAGAUGGAACAGUUGAAACAAAAGCUGAAACUCAUUGAGAAUCCUUUGUUGAGGUAUGUGUUUGGUUAUCAGAAGAAUUCUAAUAUCCAAGCAAAGGGUGUCCGUCCCAGCGGUCAGAAGGUCACUCACGUGGUCUCCUCCACCAUGAUGGCUGGUCUCCUCCGGUCCCUGCUCACAGACAGGCUUUGUCAGGAGCCCGGUGAGGAAGAAAGAGAAAUUCAGUUCCAUAGUGAUCCACUGUCUGCUAUAAAUGCCUGCUUCGAAGGUGACACUGUUAUUGUUUGUCCUGGCCAUUAUGUGGUACAUGGCACUUUCUCCAUUGCUGACUCCAUUGAGUUGGAAGGAUAUGGCCUACCAGAUGACAUUGUGAUAGAAAAGAGGGGCAAAGGUGACACUUUUGUGGACUGCACUGGUGCUGAUAUUAAAAUCUCAUGCAUAAAAUUUGUUCAGCACAAUGCUGUAGAGGGAAUCUUAAUUGUUCACCGUGGUAAGACUACGCUGGAAAACUGUGUGCUGCAGUGUGAGACAACUGGAGUCACAGUGCGGACAUCGGCAGAGUUUCUAAUGAAGAACUCGGAUUUAUAUGGCGCCAAGGGUGCCGGUAUAGAAAUCUACCCUGGGAGUCAGUGCACCCUGAGUGACAAUGGGAUCCAUCACUGCAAGGAAGGGAUCCUCAUUAAGGACUUCUUAGAUGAACAUUAUGACAUUCCCAAGAUAUCCAUGGUGAAUAACAUAAUACAUAAUAAUGAAGGUUAUGGUGUUGUCUUGGUGAAACCUACAAUCUUCUCUGACCUGCAAGAAAAUGCUGAAGAUGGAACUGAAGAAAAUAAAGCACUUAAAAUUCAGACAAGUGGAGAGCCAGAUGUGACUGAAGGAGUGGAUCUAGAAGAACUGAUGCAGUGUGCAACUGGUAAAAUGGAGCUUUAUGCAAGAACUGACCCUUCUGAGCAAGUCGAGGGAAAUUGUGAAAUUGUAAAUGAACUAAUUGCUGCCUCCACACAAAAAGGCCAGAUGAAGAAGAAAAGGUUGAGUGAACUGGGGAUCACUCAAGCUGAUGACAACUUAAUGUCACAGGAGAUGUUUGUUGGGAUUGUGGGGAACCAGUUCAAGUGGAAUGGGAAAGGUAGUUUUGGCACAUUUCUUUUCUGACAACAGUGAUGUAAGUAGAUAGCAAAAGACUGGAUUUUGCACAUGCUGCCCUAAGAAUCACUGCUGCCAUUGUAGUUUGCUUUAAUGUCUGUGUUUUAUAUUUGAUUAUUUGGGCUUGAGUGAAAGGUAGAUUUAUUUCCAUUUGCAGGUGUUGCACAUAAAACACUCCCUCUUUAUAAGAAAAAUCAUAAAUGCAUAUAAAAUAGAAAAUAUUUGGAGAUUCCUAUCUGAAAGUCUUGCUUUCUUCUACACAUGGUUCUCUCAUAUUAAGCCUGAUAGUAACUUUUUAGUGUAAUUACCUUUAGCACUUCAAAGAUGAGGAAGAAAGGAAGGGACUGCAAGACUAGUGCAUAAAAAUGCAAUAGAUGUCAUAUGUACAGGGUUCUUCUUAGAGUUGCCUUUUCAUCCUAAUUACAGUGAGUCUGAUUUCCAUCUUGUACUUGUCUUAAAAUAAAAGCUUUUAUGAUUGGGAAUUUAUCUGCCUAAUCAGACUUAUUAUUGAGACUGUCAAUGGGAUGCAUUUUUCUGUUGAGCUAUGCAGUCAUCAAAAACAGUGAUAGACAGCAUAGGAAGUUUGAAGCAGAAAUGAAAUGUGUUAUUCAGAGCCAAUGUUGUCCAUAGAGCAUUUUUACUGUUGCUGAAUGGGAAUGAUUAAAAACAAGGUAUUUUUCAGACCAGGUUGUGGCUCACACUUGUAAUCACAGCACCUUGGGAGGCUGAGGCAGAAGGAUCACUUGAGCCCAAGAGUUCGAGACUAGCCUGGGCAACAUAGUGAGACCCUGUCUCUACUAAAAGUAAAUU